AGUUACCAAACUAUUUUUUCUGGAACCGUUGGCAGCAACUUCAACAACCAGGACAAUGGAAAUCUGGACUAAUAGACUCAUGGGACAGAAAAAAUCAGGACUCUCCUAUCGCUGAACUGCUGCAAACGAUGAUUGUUUUUGACGAGUUCGGUCGACCCCACAAGCCCAAUGGAAUAGACCCGUCACAGAAAUCCUCUGUUAAAAUUGCUGCCCUGGACCAUCACAUACUACCAAACCCAAAUCCUUUCAUUCAUCACAGAAGGAGGAAACGAAAUUUUCUUUCCCGUGCUACACUGUGGGAACAAAAGACUGUUCCUUAUGAAAUACAACAAGGGGUUUCAGCCAGCAUGAGAGAAAAAAUCAACGAAGCCAUCAAGGCCUUUAACGAUCUGACAUGUGUAAAGAUUCAACCUCGCGCACAAGCUGGAAAUCUUCCUCACAAUUCUUUUAUCUAUUUCGUAAACGGACAAGGUUGUUCUUCCUAUGUUGGACGACAGCAAGGAGGUCAGCAGAGAAUAACCCUUCAGGACCCAGGUUGUAAGCAGACUAAGGUCGUAAUCCAUGAAUUGAUGCAUGCGAUUGGUCAAAUGCACGAACAGCAGAGAUCGGAUAGAGAUGAGUACAUCGAAAUUUUGUACGACAAUGUCCCUAGUGAUCAGAGGCACAACUUUGACAAAGAAAACACACACGACAGAACACCUUACGACGUAGAAUCCAUCUUACAAUACCCAUUGACGUCGUUUGCUAUAAAUUCUGGACAACCUACGAUGAAAUUAAAGGAUCCACGACUAGAGGCCCUUGUGGACACAGCACAGUCCUUCACGCACAACGACCUGAAAGAGAUCACAAUGGCUUAUCAGUGUGCUGCUGAUUGUCAAAAUCCACCUUCUUGUCAAAAUGGAGGAUUUGUCGCCCACACCUGUCAGUGUAUGUGUCCGCUCGAUCUGACAGGCACCAGGUGUGAAAGCGUCACAACAGACACAGGAUGUGGCGGUUUGAUCGAGUUAUCCUCUGGGCAGAAUCAAUCCAUCCAGUCUCCAAACUACCCCAACAUAAUACCGGUCAAUCGUCAGUGCGUCUGGCUCAUUAAGGGUCCCACGAAUUCGAAUAUUAGAUUGACCAUUCAGAAUCUGGAACUGGCGAGAAACACAAGGCAGUCCAACUGCUACCAUUGGCUAGAAAUCAGAUACCAUUUACCCGGGCAGACUGGAAUUAGACAAUGCAACGCACCAGCAAACCAACAGUUCACAACGACAAAUGAUGGCGAAAGAAAUGUCAUGAUCCUCAAGUUUGAUAGCAAGUUUUCCAGAGAUGUUCAGCCAUCUGAGAAUCACAAGUUUAGUCUGCUGGUGGAAGCUCUAGGGGGAAGCAUAAACUCAAAUCCAUGUAAUCCUAACCCCUGUCGAAAUUCCGGAACCUGUAACGUAUCCGGUUCAGCGUAUGAAUGCACUUGUCGUUCUGGAUGGACGGGGACCAACUGCGAUGUGGAAACCCAAUCGUGUCAACCAAACCCUUGUCAAAAUGGCGGGACAUGUUCAAUUGUCGGAAACAGUAUUACAUGCAGCUGUCCUUCGCGAUAUGUGGGUCCAAACUGUGAAUAUUUUACUGGAUGGUGGGGCAAACGAAGAUAAUAAUCAGGCCUCCGAUGAAGGAUCUUGUCUCCAUGAAUAUAAUUUUUUAUGAUUUUACUUCUUUUUUCUAUGUAUUUAUUGUGUCAUUUCUUUAUUUAUAUAAAAUAAAUUAUAUUCCUUUUC
Ostrea edulis (European flat oyster) is the source of this 1754-nucleotide messenger RNA. RefSeq names its product blastula protease 10-like. NCBI's taxonomy places the organism in Eukaryota, Metazoa, Mollusca, Bivalvia, Ostreida, Ostreidae. Bases 129 to 1631 code for a protein of 500 amino acids. The transcript has 15 exons. Gene Ontology annotation, molecular function: metalloendopeptidase activity; zinc ion binding; calcium ion binding. The record is from RefSeq and is a predicted model, not a curated record. Gene Ontology annotation, biological process: proteolysis.